CAGGCGGCCGGAGCUGUGCAUGCAGGCGCUGACGCACGUGAGCCACCCUCGCGCCGCCAGCUGCGGGGGCGGCUACCAGCUGCUCGAGUUCCUGGGUGAUGCGGUGCUGGGGCUGGUGGCCUCGCUGUGGGCAUUCAGGGAGGGCGGUAGCGCGGAGUCCAUGACCUGCCACCGCAGCCUGCUGGUCAGCAACGGCCCGCUGGCAGCUGCUGCGGUGCGUGCAGGGCUGCACAGCCGGCUGCGGGCGGGGGCGGGCAGCCUGACAGCGGCGGUGCAGCGGUUCGCAGCGGCGUACCAGGCUGCCCGGGCCGCCUGCGGUCCCGGCCAGGAGGUGGAGGUAACCACCGCUGAGGGCCUGCGCAAGAGCAGGCGUGCGGAGAAGCAAAAGCAGCAGCGACGCCAACAGCAGCAGCAGCAGAGCAAGAAGAAGGACAAGAGCGACAAAGACGCGCCGCAGGAACCACAGCAGCAGCAGGAACAGCAGCAGCAGCAGGGGGC
This is a messenger RNA of Astrephomene gubernaculifera, 498 nucleotides long. The record is from the annotation of a GenBank genome assembly. Lineage: Eukaryota; Viridiplantae; Chlorophyta; Chlorophyceae; Chlamydomonadales; Astrephomenaceae.